This is a messenger RNA of Fundulus heteroclitus (mummichog), 3445 nucleotides long. RefSeq names its product vomeronasal type-2 receptor 1. Bases 115 to 2958 code for a protein of 947 amino acids. NCBI's taxonomy places the organism in Eukaryota, Metazoa, Chordata, Actinopteri, Cyprinodontiformes, Fundulidae. Gene Ontology annotation, molecular function: G protein-coupled receptor activity; olfactory receptor activity. The record is from RefSeq and is a predicted model, not a curated record. The transcript is spliced from 14 exons. Gene Ontology annotation, biological process: G protein-coupled receptor signaling pathway. Gene Ontology annotation, cellular component: membrane.
UGCUGCUCUCCUCCCCAGAGGACAGAGGAGACACCUGUCGCAGGAUGCUGCUCACUUCUCUGUCUGCUCCAAAGAGAGAGAGAGAGACCUGCUCAGCAUUGACAAGGCACGAAAAUGAGAGGCUUCUUGCUCGGACUGUUUUGCUUUUUCUGCGUGCACGAAUCUCUUCGGGCGGAAUCCACCUGCAAGCUGAAGGCCAAGUUCAACCUGAGCGGCUACAAGAAUGUGGAGAAGAAGCGGGUCGUGAUCGGGGGGAUGUUUCCUGUCCACAUGCGCGUUGCUUCCAGCGACGGCAACACUUCGGCCCUGCCCGCCUCCUCGGGGUGUGAUGGGUUCAAUUUCCGUACUUUCCGCUGGGCACAGACCAUGCUGUUCGCCAUCAAUGAAAUCAACCAAAGGGAGGACCUGCUGCCCAACACUGACCUGGGUUACGUCAUCUAUGACUCCUGCUUCACCAUCUCUAAGGCCGUGGAGGGAACCCUGACCUACCUGACGGGGCAAGAUGAAGCGGUACCCAACUACCGCUGUGGCGAUGGGCCACCUCUCGCUUCUCUGGUGGGUGCUGGAGGCUCUGAUCUGUCCAUCGCCACAGCCAGGAUACUGGGGCUUUAUCACUUCCCACAGGUCAGCUACUCCUCAACGUGUUCUGCACUGAAUAACAAGUUCCAGUUCCCCACCUUCUUAAGGACCAUUCCUAACGACCUGCACCAGUCCAGAGCCAUGGCCCAAAUGGUGCUCCACUUUGGCUGGACCUGGGUGGGCACCAUCGCUGCCGAAGACGAUUAUGGCAAAUACGGCAUCAAGGACUUCAAGGAGCAGGUGGAGGAAGCUGGAGUCUGCAUCUCCUUCUCGGAAACUCUGCCUAAGGUGAGCUCACCAGAGGCCAUCCAGAGCAUCGUUCAAACCAUAGUUGAGUCCACAGCCAAGAUCAUCGUGGUCUUCUCGUCAGACGUGGACUUUAGCCCUCUCAUCGGCGAGCUUCUCCGCCACAACGUGACGAACCGGACCUGGAUCGCUAGCGAGGCCUGGGUCACCUCGGCCCUCAUCAAUCAGCCUGGGGUGAACUCGAUCCUGUCUGGUACGCUUGGCUUCGGGGUGAAAAAGGCUGACAUCCCUGGUCUUCAGCGCCAUCUGCUGGAUCUGGAUCCCUAUGCAGAUGCCGUCACAGAGGAGUUCUGGGAGACGCUGUUCAACUGCACACUGGACUAUAAGAAAGCGAUGAGAAUGGCCAAAGAGGUGAACGGCACUCUAUCCAGAGCGGGGAGGGGGCUACCAGAUGGUCUGUGUACCGGCAGUGAGUCUGUGGCUCAGCUCAAUAAUACCUACUCUGAUGUCUCCCAGUUACGAAUCACUUACAGUGUUUACAAGGCAGUGUACGCCGUGGCCCACGCCUUGCACAACCUGGAGCACUGCGUGGAAGGGAACGGCCCCUUUGUUGGAGGCAGCUGCACCAACAUGACCAACUUUGAGCCUUGGCAGCUGAUGUACUAUGUGAAGAACGUGCGUUACAAGAUGCCCAACACCGGGGAGGAGAUCUACUUUGAAGACGGCGACAUCGAGGCCUUCUAUGACAUCAUUAACUGGCAGGUCAACGGGAAUGGAGAGAUAUCCUACGUCACCGUGGGACACUACAACGGAUCUGCCGCGCCGGAGGAGAGGAUGCACAUCAGGAACGAGUCCAUUGUGUGGAACAACGAAGAACUGGAGCCUCCUCGCUCAGUGUGCAGCGAGAACUGCCAGCCCGGCACCAGGAAGGGGAUCCGGCAGGGGGAGCCGGUCUGUUGUUUCGACUGCAUCCCAUGCGCUGACGGAGAAAUCAGUAACACCACAAAUGCCCGUGAAUGCAUCCUGUGUACUGGGGAUGACUGGUCUAACCAAGCCCACGAUGCCUGUGUGCCUAAAAUCAUUGAGUUCCUGGCCUUUGGAGAACCGCUGGGUAUCACACUGAUAGUCAUCUCUGCCUUUGGAGCUUUAAUAACCAUAGGUGUUGGGGUGGUGUUAUUUAUGUACAUAAGAACUCCUCUGGUCAAAGCCAAUGACCCCCUGUUGAGUUUCUUGCUGCUCUUGUCUCUCGUUGUAACCUUCCUCUGCUCCAUCGUCUUCCUCGGAGAGCCACAAAACUGGAGCUGCAUGACCAGCCAAGUAGCUUUAGCUCUUGGCUUUGCCCUGUGCCUUUCUUGCAUUAUGGGCAAGGCAGCUGUGCUGAUGCUCAGAGCCCGAGCUCUGAAAAAGGCCAGAGUCAAAGCCAAGGCAGCUGCCAAAGCUGCAAAAGCUGCAGCCGAAGCAGCAGCUAACAGCGGCAGUCCUGACGUGAUAUUUACCAGCCCGGCCAACAAUGAUCCAGGCGCUUUGGAUAAGCCCGAAGUUGACGUUCUCACCUUUGGCCACCAGAGGGCGAUGGCUGCUGUGGCAACAUUAAUACAGGCUGUGGCGUGCACUGUUUGGCUCAUCAUCCUCCCGCCACACCCGGUCAAGAACACCGCUGCCCAGAAUAUAAAGAUCAUCCUGGAGUGUGACGAAGGCUCUGUGGUCUUCAUCUGUUGCAUCUUCGCCUAUGACAUCCUGCUGGCUCUGCUGGCUUUCGUCUUUGCCUUUAUAGCCCGCAAACUGGAAGACCACUUCAGUGAAGCCAAGUGUUUUACUUUUGGCAUGCUGGUCUUCUUCAUCGUCUGGAUCUCCUUUGUUCCGGCUUACCUCAGCACCAGAGGAAAGUUCAUGGUCGCUGUGCAGAUCUUUGCCAUCCUAGCCUCCAGCUUCGGCCUGCUCACCUGCAUCUUCCUCCCCAAGUGUUACAUUCUCCUGCUCAAACCCGAUCGCAACAAGGAGGAAAUGAUGAAGCCCAGGCCCAAACCCAAAGAUGGCACCUCCACCGGCACGUCCGCAUCUCUCGCUACAGCUGCUACGGAUGUCAACACAUCCUUUGCUUCCACGGCUAUUGAUGAACUGCCGGGAAACUGAGAUGAGCCACAAAGAUAUGUAAUAUCAAUAUUGAGUUGGUCUUCCUAUUCUAGUUGCCCAGGUUUUCAAUUAGACGAAAGCAUUCUUAAAUUAUAUUGCACAACGAAAUGAAUAUUUAUUUAAAAUUAAAGCUGCUGUGAUAUUUGCUUAGGCAACAAAGAGACUUGUUCCUUCUACUGUCGUCCAACUCCUGCUGUUUAAAUGCAGCUUAUUUAAAUUUAAUGUAAUGUUUACCUCUCUCGUUCUUUUUAAAUUUAGGUUUUACUGCAAAACUGUUCAAAACUAAAACUAGAUGCUUUAAUUUAUGUUUUAAGAUUCGGAAAAGAUAUGUUCACUAAAGAGUCUGACUUUACAUUACUUGAAUAACCUCUGUAUGUUUUACAGUUUAGCGUUACUGUUACUUAUACUUUAGUUACUUAUAAUGUAAUACAAUGUAUUCAUAAUCAUUGUAAUGGUAUGUGUUUUUAUCAAAAGCAAUAAAUAAGUU